Messenger RNA from Melopsittacus undulatus (budgerigar), 857 nucleotides. It is a transcript of the gene CZH5orf63, whose product is annotated as chromosome Z C5orf63 homolog. The record is from RefSeq and is a predicted model, not a curated record. Bases 249 to 602 code for a protein of 117 amino acids. NCBI's taxonomy places the organism in Eukaryota, Metazoa, Chordata, Aves, Psittaciformes, Psittaculidae. The transcript has 4 exons.
CCUUGCCGCAAGCUGCGCCCCAUUCGCGGGUUAGCGCCAGCUGCUGCGGCGCGUAGGGCCGGGCCACGCCAGGCCUCGGUGCUAGGCAGUGACCGCGGGGGCCUCCUCAGCGCUGUCGGCUUAGGCGCGGCGGUCGCGGGCCUUAUGGCGGGCUGGGGUUUCUCGCUGGCAGCGGGCCGGAGGAGGCCGAGAGCACAGAGCUGGGUGGAGGGAGCGGGGCGGUGAUCUUUGGGCCGCGGAGAGGGACAAUGAUGUUAUGUGUUCUGAGCAGAACAUUACAACUAGCAAGACAUUUGUACAGGCCACUGGGGAGAUCACUUUGUUCCACCAGCGCAAAUAAGCCAGUGCUGACUUUGUUCACCAAGAAACCAUGCCCUCUGUGUGACAAAGCAAAAGAAGUGCUUGAACCAUAUAAGAGAAGGUUUAUUUUGCAGGAGGUGGAUAUUACCCUUCCAGAGAACUCGGCAUGGUAUGAGGAAUACAAAUAUGACAUACCUGUUUUUCAUUUAAAUGGGAAGUUCCUAAUGAAGCAUCAAGUAGACAUUCAAAAGUUUGAGGACCAGCUUCGGAAGCUGGAGUUGCAAAAUGAUGGAAAACACUAAAGAAAAUGGUGUGAACCUGAAAGGACUGUACAAGAUAAAUUGUAUGAAAAGCAGCAUUUGUCAUCUGGCCUUAUGUUUCUUAGAACAUAUGGCACCAGUGUCCUAAAAAACUUGUGUGGCUUGAAUUCUAUUUUUGUAUUAAUCAUCCAGCCCCACUGCACCAGUGGCAGUUCUGUACGGUUCAUUUGACGCUGUCCUAGGCUGGCUUUUCACUGAGAGAAUAAAUGCUGCUGUGGAGCAGCAGAUAAAGAGAAA